This is a messenger RNA of Paramisgurnus dabryanus, 2371 nucleotides long. RefSeq names its product protein phosphatase 1, regulatory (inhibitor) subunit 14C (gene ppp1r14c). Gene Ontology annotation, biological process: regulation of phosphorylation. Gene Ontology annotation, cellular component: cytoplasm. Gene Ontology annotation, molecular function: protein serine/threonine phosphatase inhibitor activity. NCBI's taxonomy places the organism in Eukaryota, Metazoa, Chordata, Actinopteri, Cypriniformes, Cobitidae. The record is from RefSeq and is a predicted model, not a curated record.
CCGACUGCCCUUUAAAUGCUCGCGCAGGGCUUUAAAUAGCAGGUGCUCGAACCCGUCUCCCAUCACACACACAUCACCAUCAUCAUCACCGCUGUAAUGUCCACCGCCAGCGCCGAGACGACCGCGCAGCUGCCCUCGGCGGCGGGCCGAGUGUUCUUUCAGUCCGGCGUGGGUUGCGCCGGUUCCGCUCCGCUGCAGAGGGAUGACCCGGUGCCGAAGAAGCAGGGCAAAGUGACGGUGAAGUACGACCGCAAGGAGCUGCGGAAAAGACUCGUGCUGGAGGAAUGGAUCAUUGAACAGCUGAGCGAACUGUAUGACUGCGAGGAAGAGGAAAUGCCAGAGGUGGAGAUAGACAUCGAUGACCUGCUGGAGGUUAACAGUGAAGAUGAAAGGGCUGUAAAACUACAGGAAUCACUGUCAGACUGCUUCAAACCCACCGAUGAAUUUGUGCGCGAGCUGCUUGGUAGGAUAAGAGGAAUGAGAAAACUCAGCGCUCCUCAGAAGAAGAGCUUUUAAGUGCUUGAAAAUGCCAACGACAAUCCAGCUACCUGGACUAUAAGUCAUCGCUCAGCCUCACAGCAUACAGAACACCAUGAUGCAUUUCUCAUCAAUAUACCAGAAUUUAUUUCCCAUGGACCCAUAUACUGCAUCACACAAAAACAUCAACAUUUGUUCAGACUUCAAACUUAAAUUCAGUGGUAAGCCAUGUAUGUGUUUUCGGAUGUUACCCAUAAUUCAGGCAAUAAAUCUUUCAAAGUGCAUCCAGGACACAAUUUCAGUAAAAAUUUGGGAUGAUGUAUAGGCACAACUUCUCUGUAAGUCUUCUUGGCCCUCUCCCCGGUUGGUUUAUAUUCAGAUGCAGUAGUACAGUAUAGUAGCAGUGUUUUUAUGACACUACAACUGAAUGCAAAGCUAUUUUAUGUAUUGUUUAUAUUGUUUUUCUAUUUUGUCACACUUUUUUAAGUCCUGUAAGAAUUUUUUUAGAUAUCUGAUCUUGGUUCAGUAGUCAUUUAACAAUAAAUGUCUAGCUUUAUUUUGAUGUCAUUCUUUUGCGCACGCUAAACUUCAGCAAAGAGCAUGAUGGGAUUUGUAGUCUUUCAUAGGGCCAGUAUCAAAUAUAUGGUGUUUGUGUAACGUUGAGUUAAAAGUCAUAUAAUUGGCUGUAAUACAUAUCAGUAGGACUGGGCAAAAAAUUUAUUUUUCGAUUAAUCGCUUUUUUUACGUGGUCGAUUCAAAAUCGAUUCUCAAAGGCCAUGAAUCUAUUUUUUUUUUCAUAUUUAUUUUGGCAAACAUUAAACGUAAGAUUAAUGUUAAUCUAAUUACUAGUCUUCUUCACUAGAUGUUACCCUCUUUUUUGCCUUGCGCGAUGUUACCAAGAAGCGAGAGGCGAGCCUGUCAUUCAUUCAUUCAUUCAUUCAGUGCUUAAAAUUGCGCUUUCAGGUGCUUUCUUCGAUGUUGAUGCCACCUUUACAUAAAAAGUCAGAGGUAUAGAAGCAUUUUAGAUUUCGCAAGAAAGACAACGACGAUAGUGUUUUGGCUUUUAUUUAAUUUUAAUUAAUUACCCACUUGUUAACUCCUAUAGUAUUAAAUCUAUUGAGUUGAAUCGAGAACCGAGAAUAAAAAUCGCCCCGAGAACCAGAAUCGAAAAUCAAACCGAGAACUGAAUCGAUAGAUUGUGAAUCGAAAUCGAAUCAAUCUGGAACAUCUUACUCAAUACCCAGCCCUACAUAUCAGUCGAUCAACCAUCAUAUUGUUUUAUUAAUUGUGAAUUUUUUUUCAAGAAUUUCAAACAUUUUUGCAACGUUUGUGACUAAAUUAACUGUACGUUAGUAUGAAUUUUAUGAGUUGGCUAAUUCAUACGAAGAGAAUCAUACAAAAACGUACGAUUAUUAUAAAAAAACAAUAAUGAAACCCCGCCCCUAAACAUUUCAGGGGUGAAAGCAAAUCAUACAAAAAUGUCCAAAUGUGGCCGUAUGAAUUAAUACGAAUAAGCCACCUUGUUGGUUCGAACUUAGAAGGUCAAAUCAAGAGCAUUGCAUUGUGGGAUACAGUGUACCAUGCAGUCAACUCUACUGUAUACUUGACAAAUGAAGAUCAUCUAUGUACACCAUGCAUGAAAAAAUGUGCACACUACAUACUGCAGAAUUAAAGUAGUAUGAUUGUGUGAUAUUUUGAACAUGGUGUCCUAUUUAAAUGAUCCUAGAAGACAACAAGGGCUGCUUGACUAUUUAUAAAUUGUAAUGAUCAUUAAUGAUAAUGAUAGCUGGAUGAGACAUUUCAUCGGAUGGCUCGAGUCAUUAAUGAAAAGCGUUACAAUCUUCAUUUUACAGUUUCACACAGAGGCUGCCAAAGAAUAAAGAACAGUCAAAUA